UGAGGUUAGUUUGGAACGAAGAUGCAUGCAACACUUGUGAUCGUGGCCGGAACUCUGCUCCUCACGGGCAACUGCCGGGCGCAGUUCAAGAACAUCUCAGGUUGUGGCGACGAAGAUAUCGACGCAUGCGGCACGGACUUCGUCGUCUUCUCGAGGUCGCCAAGACUUCCUGAGGACCCCGUCGAACUUAGCAAGGCUUGCGAAAUAGAAAUGAAGAGUCUACUGUGUGCUAGAGACUACGCCGUGCGUUGUCUGGAAGGACUGGCUCAUGGCGCCGCCCUGGUGUCCAUUGGAACCAUUCAGGAAGAACAAGAGAAGAAAUGUAAUGCAGACGGGCCUGGACAGCGAACAUACUUCGAACACGUCCAGUGCAUGAAUAAGGCAGGAGACGAGCUCCACCAAUGCGUCAGGACAUUCCAAGAGUCUCUGGUGAAGACUGCACGCUAUGCGCCUUCCAAGCAGAGGGUUGCCUACUCGUGCUGCCAAUACGCUGACUUCUACGACUGUACGGAACGAGGCCUGACGGACUACUGCGGAAGGCCGGAUACAACUCAACACGUCAUGGAAACCAUCGACAACUUGUUCGGCAACAUCCUGAGCCUCGUCUGCGGUGCAUACCAGAAAGGCUCCAAGAACUGUCUCCAACUCAAGCCUCUGCCAAAGAUCAAUGGGAAUGAGAAGCUUCCUGUUGGGUUUCUCUCACCCUUGAAAGACAUCGUACGGGUGUAAACAAAAUCAAUCAUCGCUGUCGUCACCUUCAUAAACAUUUUC
Ornithodoros turicata is the source of this 771-nucleotide messenger RNA. RefSeq lists its product as uncharacterized. The transcript is spliced from 5 exons. The record is from RefSeq and is a predicted model, not a curated record. Bases 22 to 729 code for a protein of 235 amino acids. NCBI's taxonomy places the organism in Eukaryota, Metazoa, Arthropoda, Arachnida, Ixodida, Argasidae.